Dentiscutata heterogama is the source of this 1956-nucleotide messenger RNA. The record is from the annotation of a GenBank genome assembly. Lineage: Eukaryota; Fungi; Glomeromycota; Glomeromycetes; Diversisporales; Gigasporaceae.
AUGAUAAACGCCAGUGGUAUCCUACGUCCAUAUGGUCUCUGCCCUGUGGCCGAUGCUUGGAGAAGAGUGUUGUGGCAGGGUGGCCUCCCUGGACACUUCUCCAGUAUACCCAACGAUAUUAGUAUCCUACGUCCCUAUGGUCUCUGCCCUUUGGCCGAUGCUUGGAGAAGAGCGUUGUGGCAGGGUGGCCUCCCUGAACCUCUUCUCCAGUAUACUAUAUUGUUGAAUGCUAUUGUCCUUGGAAAAUUUCAUCGAUAUGUUUCAACAUUUGCAAGUGACGCUGAUUGUAAAGACUGGAAUUUCCUAAACUGUCUCCGGUACCUGAAAGAUUAUGCAGAAUUUCAAUUUACUUCAGACAGCAAACAAGAUAUCUUAGAUGCAUUUAUUAAAGUCUUUAAGAGAAUUGGUGAAUCUGGUACAAAUAGGGAAAAAAAAAAGGCCAAAAAAAUUCAUGAUAGUGCCAAAGCGGUCUUCCAAACAAAAGAGAUUUCUGAAUUUUUUGAAGAGUUAGAUAGAGAGUUUAGUGAGAGACGUCUUGAAAGAUCACUUGAAAAUAAUGGCAGUGAGCUGUUAAUAAAGUCUUGUAAUUUCCAGACACUGAAUCAUUCGUUACGUUUCAAAAAAAGAACCGCAAAAUUAAAAAGGAAAUAUGAAACGGAGGACGAAACAUCAGAAACAUCUUGUGAACCAAAGUCAUAUAAGAUCCGAUCAUCUGAGUCAAACAUCUCAACAACAUUAGUAGAAAGCGAAGUUAUGAGCAGAAGUUCAACCUCAGAUCAAACCUAUGAUUCUCCUUCUGAUUCUGAAGGUUCCAUAAAAGCAAAGAGGUCAUUUUAUCUUGAUUAUUUCAUAGGACCUGGUGAAAUUGAUUGGGAACUAAAGGAAGAUUCUACCGUGUGGGUUAUUGGAGAAGUAGAUAUUUCUAAAAUUUGUGUGGAAUUCCGACUUCUGGCCCUAAACCAUAUAUUUCUUUUCCAAGAAGAGAAUGCGCAAGGACUUUAUGAAUAUUUUGAUGAUGAAUCAUGGAAGUGCGUUUUCUCAGAGAUUCGUACACAAUAUCUUUAUAUUAGUGUUCCAGAACAUGUCCUUGAUUUGUGUGGAACAAUUGUGAAGAUCGCGUCUCAAGAACAAGACCCACAAAGACGUCGAUCCGAAAUUAAGGAUUUUCUAAGAAACUAUAAGACGAAUGGAGAGCUCGAAGAAAUAAUGCACAAUAUACUCUUUAAUUUAGUUGACCGUUAUCAAAGUUCAUUUGUCAAAAAUAACGAAAACGAGGAUACACAUUCUCACAACUAUGUUGCCCCUGUGAGCAAGCCGUUUUUUCCAGAAGGCAAAAAAACGACCAUAGACUGGGCAAACAAGACAUCAAAAUCAUCUGCUCAGACAAUGAAACAAUUCGAUCCUAUCCUUUCUGGCUCAAAACCCGACUUGACAAUAAGAACCAUCAAUCCUAAAAAAUUUGUUGAAUUAAUGUUUGCCGAAAUAAAACCACCGAAUACAAGAGCGGAUUUAGUAAAUGAGGAUCUAGUGACUUUGGGAAAAACAAUGCGAGCAUCAUUUGAUAAGUCGUUAGAAGAUGGUGUUGAUCUUGUUAUCUGUGGAUUGCAUGUCUUUGGUUACCUUGGAAGAUGCUAUAUUAUCGAUCUUCGUUAUGAUGGACUUUAUCGAAUGAUACUGGUGGGAGAAUUUAGAUUUCCUGAAGAUCCAACAACUUGGGGGACACUUAUGAGCUAUUUUCAGGUGAUGGCUACAAUGCAGAGUCUCGUGAAUGAAGGGGCAACUAAAUACCAAUACACUCGAAAGGGUUCAAAACAAGAAAAUCCGGCAAAUUUAAAAUUUAAAAAGCCAAUGUUGGAAGUAGAUAUGUCGGCAGUAUUACCGGGCGUAUCAACUAUUUGUUUAGGAAUACCUCCAGUAGAAUGGCUUGGGUUUGAGCUUCUCAAAAUCGUGUUUUAA